AUGCACCCGCCCGUGCCGGCGCCGCGCCCCACGUCUCGCGCUCCGGUAGAGCCCUUCCCAGCCUGCGUUCCAGGCAAUUCUCAGCGUGUCGGGUCUUCUCUUUACCGUUCCCCGUCUUCACAACGCGUCGCGGGCGCCUCGCCACUGGCACUCAGCACCUCGGGUCCAGCGCCUCCCAUGAGUCCGGCCUGUUUCGCCACCGGGGAUCUCGCAUCCACGAGUCUCUCGGGCGUCGAGCCCAAGGCCCAAAAACCCAUUCGAUCCGCGAGUAAGAACCUGGCGGACCCGAGUCUCCGCAGCGCACAAAAGUCGGUAGAAACAGACGCCGCCGGGGGUUCGCAUACACCUCGCCGCCGGUGUACAGACACUCGAAACGGGACCAGUGCGAAGGGUCUUGCCGGCCAGUCUUUGAAGGGACUCAACGCCGGAGACCACCUCGCCUCCGACGAAGAAUUGAACCUCGUAGCGACUGCACCUACUUCCAGAACUGUGUCGAACAACCGAACGGGCGUAGGGAUGUCGAACCAGAACGGCUACCGCACCAUCGAUCCUUGGGCCUCCUACGAUGCCCGACAGGUCCGAGAUGGAGCAAAGCAGGCUGCGGUCUUCCCUGGACUUCACAGCGCCAGCAGCCUCUCACAGGAGCCCCAGAAGACGUGGGGGGCAAAGGGCCAGCCUGCGGGCCCUCCGCAGCCAGGCUGUCGCGGCGGAGGUGAGAGCGGCCCAGGAGAUGCCGAGUAUCCCUACGCGACGAAAGGCUCCAACGAGUCGUGCAGCACGGCCGCCUCCAACCACGACGCGGCGCGCACCGGCGGGGCAACGAGCUGGGGCAGACUGGAAUUGUCGGAUGGGAUCCGAUACGCUUCGGCUUAUCUCGGGAAGAGUUUCUCCGCGGGAACGGCCGUUCCAGGCAGGGAGGCUGCACGGGGAGACUCGCAAGCGCUCUACGCGUCGGCCGCAUCCAUAGGCGGCGACGUUUUCUUCAGACCUGGAGCAGGCACUGCAUCGGCGCCAACUGCCUUACCCGUCCAGCACCACGCCUCCUACAUUCUCACCGAUCCCGUGACCCACUCCGGGUCAGCAGCCUUGCACAGGGCACCCUUCUCCCAGACCUACCAGACUUCGGCUGUCGUGAGAACCGUUGACGACUGGAGCUGUCCCAGUUCCAUCUCGAUUCCGUUUCCGCCCACGGUGGCCGCGGCUUCUCAAGAGGCGACGAACGGCGCCGCAGCGUGGUCAGGCAGUUGGAAGCCUCUUCAGAAUGCUUUAUCGCUUCCUUCGUCCCAGCCGGAAUUUCACCUGGGCGUCGAGACACCGGGAGAGAGCGGAAGCCUGAAACAAGCAGUCUGGCCGAAUCCCUCCGCGUCGUCGUCCACGGGGUUGGCGCAUCCUGGCGCCUCUGCAGAGGCUUUCAAGCCUCAGCGGGGGCUUUUCUGCGGGGACAUGCAAACUCUUCUUUCAAAUGAAUCGGCAGGGGUCGUGGGGAAUGUGGCGACAGGCUCGUUUAGCUCGACCGCGCAUGCGCCGCUCCCCGUCGAAACUCUCCAUCAGCCGCCGACGAGUUUCGCAUCAACGGCGCUGUGCCCGUCCCUGGCUCUCGAGUCGAAGCUGCGGUACACGGCAGCCCCUCUGCCUCCGAGAUCCUACGGCGGGCGGCGCGGCAGCGUCGGGGGAGCUCUCCAGAGUGCACCUCUUUUCUCGACAGGCGAGAAACCCUUUUCCUUGAGGAGCGACGCAUGCAUCCCUGCUUCACAUGCUUUGCUGGAAGUCAGUGAGAGCCAGAAGGUUCACGGUCGCCGGCUGUCUCUGCCCGCCACGGGCGUCUCGACUGGCAGUGUCUCCUUCCAUUACGGAGGAAGCGACGCUCCUCGCGUGCUUCCUACUUGGUCUUCCUACACCUCGUCGUCGGUGCCCGGAGCGCCUGCGAGUCAGCAAGGCGUCGGCGUUCACUCGAUUCUGGUCAAGAAUUCAGACCUCUUCACGCAUGCGCCAGCCGUCUGCGGACUCGCGGAGGCAAGCGCUUCACUCCAAACGACUCAUGGGCAGACGCCGGCCAGCUUCGGCGGUCUCGCGCCAAGCCGAAGUGUAUGUACACCUCCGCUCGUCCCGUCCGUUCCGCUGUACUGCCUCUCCGCUGCGAAGGACCAGCCGACCUCGACGUCGGUUCUUCGGUCGGUUUCUGCUUACUCUGCAGAGGACCGAGGAAGAGGGAGGCUUUCACGGAGAGCUUUCUCGCCGUCAGCCUCCGUUCUCUCUAGCCAGUAUCCGGAGAUGUCGCCGCCCUCUCAGAAGAGUCUCGGGCCGCAAAGCGUCAACGGAGACUCGAGGUCUCGGACGGUCCGAGGCGCGAAGGGAAGCGGGGCCAGCAGUCCGUGGUCGGCGGCCGCGACGUGCAACAGCAGUCGCAGCAGUACAUACACCGGAGAGUCCAGGAAGGGAGGCACGGCGUCGCCUCUGGGCUCGGCGAGGUCCAGCCCAGAUGCGCCUCAGGCCGCAGCUGGAGGGAGGCGAAGCGCCAGCAGAUCUUUCGAGGCAUGGAGCGAAGGAGAAACGUGGGCUGUUCACGCGGGUUCGGGAGCCGGGAACAGAAGAGACAACUCGGGGGAAGUCGCCGGCCAGAAGGCAACAACCGCUGAGAACCUCGGCGCGGCCGCGUCAAGAACGAUGGAGCGCGGUUCGCGUCGAGACCAGCUUGCGCGGCGGUCGACGAGUCUCGGCCGCCACGCGCCUGGAUUUCCCCAGCAGCGUAGAGGAAGCAGCCGGUGGCUGUCGGAGGAGAAAAGGCUCAAAAGGGGGAACCACGAGCCGAGCGGAAAUGCAGCUUCUCAGGGUCUCCAGUCUCUCCUGGAUGACGCCGUCGCGGCCAUUGGAGCUUUCUUUGUCGGGCAGGAAGAAACCCAAGAGACGGCCGGCAAACGCCGCGACGAGGACAACUGCGGCCAGCCGAGAAGAGCCCGAAACGCGGACCUCAAAACAGGAAAAGAACAGGAUGGAAGCUCUGCCUCGCCUGCCGUCGCUACGCUUCGCGACAUGUCGCGGUAUCCGGCGACCGUGGACCACACCGCUGCCCCAGUCUCUGUCGCCUACGGCCAGCCUGUUGCGUCUUCGACCGCGUCGCGGUGUCUGCCUGCUCUGCCGAUGGCUCCACUAGAUUCGUGUUUGACCGCGGAUUACCUCGACUUCCGUCCCGCCGUCCAGCUGUCUCCUGUGCGAAAUGUGACGAGCGGCAUCUCGCCACCUGCCGUCGCCUCGGCCGUGUCCUGGCAUGCGCUGUCGUCUCUGCUCGCGUCCACCUCGGCCCCGCCGAUCUGUCCCCCUGCCUCUGACGAUUCGCCCGAUGUGUCUCCAGCGGAAGCGAAGCCUGACGCUGCGCCCGCGCCAACCACGGAGACAGUCUCCACGGGCGCGGCGGCUCCCGCGCUCGCUGACAAGGCGGAAGACGCCCUGGAGAAGAAGAGGAAGACCCGGCGUCCCGCGCCUGCAGGCCUCGGCGACAGCGUGCGCGUCCGGGACUUCUCGCCCUCUUCGCCGUCGUCUCGCGCCGCUCGCGUCCACUUGUUUUGUGGGGUCGUGGCGCGGCUGAUGAGGCCCGCGGGCGGCGCGGGCGCCGGCUCGCCCUCGGCCCAGGUGGCCUUCCAGGCGAGUUUUGCGACGCCGUUCCACGCGGCGAGUCUGCACAGUGGGGAGCGAAGCGGUUCCGUCGGGCUGACGUCUUUGCUCUUGGAGAAGACGGCGAAGCCCUCGAACCGGACGCGGCUGUUGUCGAGGCCGCUCCAACUGAUUCACGUGAACCGCUGGGACGGUCGGGAAGUUCUGACGAUCGACGAGCAGGCGAAGAAGUUCCUGCACGAGCUGGGAACGCAGCACAUCGCUGUUCUCUCGAUCUGCGGGGUCACGCAAACGGGAAAGUCCAGUCUCGCCAACCUCCUCCUCGACGACUCCCACAUGCGCUCUGCGGGCGGCUUCCCUGUGGGGAGUCCCGCCGUCUUUGGAGACCGCGGGGCGACUUUCGGAAGUGUCUCUCCCAGUGCCUUCGCAGGGGACCGGAGCUUUCCCGGCCUGGACAGAGCAGAGGGUCUAGACGAGGACGCCGACGACUUUCGAGGUGAAGAGGCGGGGAAGAAAUUCACGCAACGCAUCCUCAGCGACGGAUGCACAGAAGGCGUCUGGAUCCAGGCGGUUUCCUCUGGUGCAGGCGACGGGGCUGCCGACGGAAAGGACGACUUCGUCUACCUCAUUCUCGACUUUGAAGGCGUCGGGUGCACACGGAAGACGGUGGAGCACGACCAGCGGCUCUUCACGUUGGCGAUGCUGGUGUCGCACUACCUGAUUUACACCACGCGCGGCGUGCUGGACGCCGACGCCGUUUCGGGCCUCGCUUCCGUCUCGCUCUGGACGCAGCGACUCCUGCAGCGCGGAGACACUGGCCCAUCCGGACACUCGCCGGCUUCGCUCGACGACACAAGUCGUACCUCCCUCACUCGAGAAGGUCCGUCUCCCUCCGAGGGACCGUCGGUCCCUUCCGGCUGGUGUGCUCCGCCGCUGUUGUGGAUUCUCCAGGACUUCAACUUCACGUUGUCGGACGAGGACGACUAUCCGCUUACUGAGACCGACUACCUGGAGGCGAUACUGGCCACGGCGUCGCAUCCCGCCACGUGCUGCUCGCCCUUUUCCUCUUCUCCGUUUUCUUCUCCGUCCCCCUUCAGCCGCACGUGCGCCGAGUUGAAUCUGCCCCACAUUCGCAUGCUCCGGCAGCAACUGGAGACGCUGUUCGGGGACCGCACGUGUCUCGCUUUGCCCCAUCCUCUGGGGGACUACCAGGAUCUCGGCGCCGAAGGUGUCGGCUGUGACGACGCGACCUCUCGCGCCUUCAAAUCCGCAAGGGAGAUCGACGCUGAGCCGUCGUUCGGCGCAUUCAUGGCCUCUCCGGGACGCCCGUCUGCCUUCUCGUCUUCCUUCCCUGCCAUCACCAAGCGCGAGAGCAUGGGCCGAAACUCAGAAGUCCUCAGCGGGCCUCGCGGCUCCGCGCGCCGCGCGUCCUUCGUCCUUCGGGAAGGUUCGCCUUCGCCGGGAACGUUUUCGGCCUCGUCCCCGCCCUUGCCGUCAAGGAACGGAAGGGAUGGGGUUUGCCUCGAGACCGUGCCGGUCAGCGACUUUCAGCCCAUCUACCGGCGGCGGCUUCAGCAGGCGAAGAACGUGGUUUUUAAGGAGUGCCGACUGAAGGCCGCGCAGAGCGUCGCGAUAACCGGCGCGGGGUUCGUCAAGAUUCUGCAGCGCAUGAUCGAUGGAAUCAACGGGGGACAGGUUCCCGAAAGCGGAUCCGUCGUUGUUGUCGUCCAGCGAGAAGAGUGCCGAAAGUGGAAGGAAAAGUGCGAACAGGUUUUCAUGAACGACUUGCGAGAGGCGUUCCAAAGCCGCCUGCCGAUGGCCAGCCGCGAGCUCCAAGAAGGCGCCUCCGCUCUGCAAAAGAAGGCUCUCGCCCUCUUCAAAAUGCACGUCAUCGGAGACGACGAUGUCGUUAGAGGCUACAAGCAGCAACUGAAGGACCGGCUCCGGAAGAUUACAGACCGAGCCAUGGAAGAAAACGAGAGACACGGCGAGUGGAAGGCGAGGUCGAGGCUCCGCGCUCUUCGCGAGCGUCUACGCAUCGACGAAAAGCUGAACGAGAGGCUAUAUGAGAGCAUGGCCCAAGUCAACGAAGACGUCGAGCGACUAAAGCAGGAGUUCAACGCGGACAUCCGAGGGCCGAGCCACGUGUACCAGCGCGUGAUGAACGAUCAGAUCGACGAGCUCCUCGCGAAAGGCAGCGAAAUCGUUUGCGGGGCUCUCCUCGACCAGAGCCGACUCGCCGAGAAAACCGUGCACGAACUUCAGCAGAGAGCGCAGGAGGCCCAGGUGUCUCUGGAGAAAACGCUUGAACUGGAGCAGCAGCUGCAGCACCGCGACUACGAGACGGAAGAGCUGCGGCGCGCUCUGCAGGAAGAACGAGCUGCGCACCGGGGCCAGGCGACCUUCAGGAGCGGCGAUUUCGAUUCCGAUGACGACUUUUGCGACUCGUAUCGACGCCGAGGGUCGUACCGGCGGUCCGGCCGAUCGCGAGUCAGCAUGAGCGACCAGAGCAAGUGCUUCCGCCAAAAGUGCACAAUCAUGUAG
Messenger RNA from Neospora caninum, 6153 nucleotides. Its product is annotated as putative guanylate binding protein. Lineage: Eukaryota; Apicomplexa; Conoidasida; Eucoccidiorida; Sarcocystidae. The record is from RefSeq and is a predicted model, not a curated record. The transcript has 11 exons. The coding region runs from base 1 to 6153 and encodes 2050 amino acids. Gene Ontology annotation, molecular function: GTP binding; GTPase activity.